Molecule: messenger RNA, 1209 nt
Organism: Carlito syrichta (Philippine tarsier)
Lineage: Eukaryota; Metazoa; Chordata; Mammalia; Primates; Tarsiidae
Gene: OTOP1
Product: otopetrin 1
Exons: 8
Coding region: 1-1209 (402 amino acids)
Biological process (GO): inner ear morphogenesis; proton transmembrane transport
Cellular component (GO): membrane
Molecular function (GO): proton channel activity
Source: RefSeq, a predicted model, not a curated record
AUGCCAGUUGGCAGUAUCACAUUGUUUGCGGUGAUCACUGUCAUCCUGGGAUGCCUUAAAAUUGGAUACUUCGUUGGAUUUUCAGAAUGUUUGUCAGCCACUGAAGGAGUUUUUCCCGUCGCACAUACAGUGCAUACCCUGCUGCAGGUGUAUUUCCUUUGGGGGCAUGCAAAGGAUAUUAUCCAGUCUUUCAAAACAUUGGAAAGAUUUGGGGUGAUCCACUCUGUGUUCACCAACCUGCUUCUGUGGGCCAACGGCGUUCUGAAUGAGUCCAAGCACCAACUCAAUGAGCACAAGGAGCGACUCCUCACUCUGGGCUUUGGGAACAUAACAGCUGGGGGCAAUGAAAUUGCAACCCCCAACCAGCAACCCACUCUGGGGAAGUCCUUGUCUCUCUUUGGGCCCCAUUUUCUCCUUGGAAUCAAUAUCCGUAACAGCAACAACAACAAUACCCAGAACAAAUUCUACUACCUGUACCCCUUCAACAUCGAGUACCAGAUCCUGGCCUCCACGAUGCUCUACGUGCUGUGGAAGAACAUCGGGCGCCGGGUCGACGGCCGCCCGCCGCGGGCCGGGCGCUUCCGGGCCGAGGGCGCCACGCUGGGCGCGGGCCUGGGCCUGACGGCGCUGGCCGCCACCAUCGCGGUGGUGGCGGGGUACCUGGCGCGCAUCGGGCGCUCCAAGGCCAAGAGCCAGGCGGCGCUCACCAUGUUCUACCUGCACGCCAUCGCGCUGCGGGCGCUCAUGGGCGCCGCGGGGCUGGCCGGGGUCCGCCUGCACAGGACGGCCGGGCAGCCGCCGGGCGAGGCCAGCCACCCCGCCCGCAAGCUGGACGCGGACCUCCUGCUGGGCGCCGCCACGGGCUCCUGGCUGCUCUCCUGGGGCUCCCUCCUGGCCGUGCUCUGCUGCGGCCGGGAAGAGGAGAGCCGCCGGGUGGAGGCCCCGAGCCCAGCCGGCCCUGCCCGUCGCUUGCGGGGCGGCGCCAAGAGGAGCGUCUUGAGGAACAUCGCGGCCUUUCUGUUCCUCUGCAAUAUUUCGCUCUGGAUACCUCCUGCCUUCGGCUGCCGCCCUGAGUAUGACAACGGACUGGAGGAAAUUGUCUUUGGCUUUGAACCCUGGAUAAUUGUGGUCAACCUGGCCAUGCCUUUUUCUAUUUUCUACCGAAUGCACGCAGCUGCCUCCCUCUUUGAGGUCUAUUGUAAGAUAUAG